Paramecium octaurelia is the source of this 2047-nucleotide messenger RNA. The record is from the annotation of a GenBank genome assembly. NCBI's taxonomy places the organism in Eukaryota, Ciliophora, Oligohymenophorea, Peniculida, Parameciidae.
AUGUCAAUGAAAAAGUAAUUCACAGGUGGUAAAACAUCGAGAUCAAAUAGCAAACAAUCUACUGGCAAUCCAAUGUCAGUAAGAAAACGAUUUUCCUCUUUAUGUUCACCGUAAUUUAUGUGAUUUUAAAUGGUGAAUAGGCCCAACAACUAGAACCAAACUCCUUGCGUGUUUUGUCAAAAGUUCAAAGACUGCAAAGAAGAAUCCUAUGCUCCACUUUUAAACAAAGCAUUAUUCGCUAAAUAUUCGUCAUCCUAAAACUAUUAUUAUUCAAAGGACAUCAACGAUAUCAUAGAGGAGGAGUCAACGCCCGCAGUUGUAUUUUAUAGGGAUUUGGAAAGUAUGAUCGAAGAGGAGGAGUAUUUGAAAAGGUAAGAAUGAUACAAUAAGUUUAGAUCUUAUGUAAAAAAAGAGGCAUAAUAAAAAGUCAAGGCAUUGCAGGAAUACUACAAAUAUCACAAAGACAUCCCUCGCUUGUUUAUGCAAAAUGUUUAUCUGACCAUAAAUAAGUUCCACGAAAAGAAGAGGAGAUUGGAAUAUGCAAACAUUAAGAGAAAAUUGAACAUUCUAGAUGAGGACGUUGUAAUACAAUCACUAAAUCUAGUAACCAUCCAAAAAGAAAGAGAAGAAGAAAUAAAAGCAUAGUGAUGAAGAUCUAACUAUAGGAUAGUUGAAAUAUCUAUUGAAAGACUUAAAAUUGGACACUAACUCUUAUCUCCAAAAAAAGGUAGACAUCUCUUGUAGUGUCUAAUUGAGAGAAUUCAUAUAGUAAGUUGGCUAAAAAUAUGAUUGUCUUGGAUAAAUAUCAGGAUUAUUGUCUAUUGAUUAAAGCAACAGUUUUCUCUUAAGAUCAUAGGAUCUCUCAACAAUAACUAAAAAUCUAAAAUCUAAUUACAUUACUAAUCUUAAACCAAAGGUUAAUAAAAGCUCUCAAUUACAGAAUUUUGAUUCAAAAACUACUCAUCAAGUCAGCUGUUAAGGUAGUAAUGAUAAAAUCAAUAUGAAUCGAUUGCAGUUCAAUUAAGGCGAGGUCUCUUCUUUAAAAGCUGAGAAUUCCAUUAAGGCUGGGGAAUCGACCAAAAGAUCAAAUUAAGAAUAAUCUCCUUUGAGAAGUACAUAAUAAUCGUAAUUAAUGCAAAAAGUGUACUCCCAAAUUGAAGGUUUUGCAAACUUUGUUCAAUAAUAGUAAACUAUGUAGAAACAAUAAAAAGCUAAUAACUGCUAGAAAUCGAAUUCUCAACGAAAAGUGAGUGGCAAUUUCAAUGCAACAGAAUGUUAAUUCAGAUUACCAAGUAGAUAAAAUUCAAACUAAAAGUAGUCAGCUGAUUUGUUAUCUUAUUAAGUGAAUUUCUUGUAAUUAUUAUUGAUAAUCCAUUAAUAGAAGAACCAGAGUUGCCUCAUAACUUUAAAAAUACGAAGAUGAUAUUAAAAGUAUUAUAAAUAUAUUAAUUAGGUAAACAACCUUUGGCCACUGAUAGAGUCUAGAGACAGAGUGUAUAUAAUACUGGAGAAUAGACUUUACAGAAAACAACAUCUAAAAACAUGUAUUAUUUAAUAUACACAUUUAUGUAGAUAAAAAUUACCACAAAAAUUCACAUAGUAUGCUCUAUCUACUUUAAAAGGAUUGCAAGUCAAGAAUUCUGAUUAAAAAAAGAAAUCCACUUUAAUUUCAAAUAAUAAUCUGUAGGCUCCCAUUCUUAAUGCCUAAUUGAUGCACUACAGGACAAAAUCUUAAGAUGCUAUAGGAAAUUACAAGGGGUCUCCUCCAAAAUAGACAUAAAAACACGAAAAUUCUAAGGAUCCGUUAAGGAUUACAAAUAAUAUUUGUGUGCAAGGUUCAACCAAAAAGGGAGGCGGUGUGUACAAUAUCAACUAGAAUAAUAUAGUUAAUAUUUAUAUUGAAGAUCUAAAAUCAUCAACCAAGUUAAAAUAAGGAGGAGGCUCAUAAACUGCUCGAAUCAACAGUCCCUUAAAAAGUAAUCCUAAAUUCGAAGUCUAUCAUACGUAAAGAUCCAAUUUGAGUCCUGUAAGCAAAAAAAUGGCUUGA